Molecule: messenger RNA, 1656 nt
Organism: Morone saxatilis (striped sea-bass)
Lineage: Eukaryota; Metazoa; Chordata; Actinopteri; Moronidae
Product: staphylococcal nuclease domain-containing protein 1-like
Exons: 7
Coding region: 1-714 (237 amino acids)
Biological process (GO): mRNA catabolic process
Cellular component (GO): cytosol; nucleus
Molecular function (GO): RNA binding; nuclease activity
Source: RefSeq, a predicted model, not a curated record
AUGGGAAAAAGGAAAAAGCGGCAGGCCAUUAAGCUCAGGCUGAAAGGACAACAAGUCCUAAUAAUGGAGGCCAAGCUGAGAGAGAUGGCAGGAGGCCAGUUGGAGAGUCUGAUGGAGACCAUGAGAGCAGAGAUCGCCUCCCAGCCGCCAUUGGAAGGAUCGUACUCUGCACGCCGCGGGGAAUACUGCAUAGCCAAGUUUGCUGAUGGCGAAUGGUACAGAGCCAGAGUGGAGAAAGUUGAGUCACCGGCAAAGGUUCAUGUCUUCUACAUUGACUACGGCAACAGAGAAGUUGUGCCGUCCACUCGUCUGGCUGCCAUCCCCCCUGCCUUCAGCACCAGGACCCUGCCAGCACAGGCCACCGAGUAUGCCUUCGCCUUCAUCCAGAUCCCACAGGACGAGGAUGCCCGUGCGGACGUGGUGGACUGCAUUGUGAGGGACAUCCAGAACAGCCAGUGCCUGUUGAAUGUGGAAUACUCGGGUGUCACCUGCCCACUAGUCACAAUACAGUUUGGGGACACCAAGGACGAUGUGGGCCUGGGCCUGGUCAAGGAGGGCUUGGUCAUGGUGGACGUCCGCAAGGAAAAGCACCUGCAGAAGAUGGUGACAGAGUACCUGAACAGUCAAGAAUCUGCUAAGAGUGCCAGGCUCAACAUUUGGCGCUACGGAGAUUUCCGCGCUGACGAUGCCGACGAGUUCGGUUACAGGCGUUAAAAAAAAAAAAUGGCAAAACACAAAACCGACCAUCCAAUCAACACCAUUCCAAAGACCAACAUGGACGGCGAGUGACGUUUUGGACAGAAGACAAAAUAAAUAAAUGACAAAAAAACUAAACGACAAGCAUUGACUCACUUUUUUUUAUUUGAUAUUUCAUCCCUAUGGUCCUGACUUUUCUUCUCCAGCUAACUCCUGUAGCUCCAAAUAAAGCAUGCAAUGCUAAAAUAAAAAAUAAAAAAGUAAUCAUGUGAGAAUCACUUUCUAUUCAUCCUUUACUUUCCCAAUGGGCUACUGCCAGCUCAAGCAGCCUGCACUAUUGCCAAUCUGUGUUAUUUGCCAUGUUACCUUUUCAGCAGACUUCCUGUGUGAAUGAAAAUAAUUCUGAUACUUACUUGCGUAUGUGUUUCAGCCAAUCAUGUUCUCUUUGCUCUCUUAUGCUCUAGCCCAAUCCCUGCUUUCCUCUGUACAGGAAGGGACCGGGUGUUUGGGGGAGACGCUUGAUUUUUGAAAAACAAAUGCUUCCCUAAUAAAUUUCAUGUAAAUGUGAGGAUAUGUUGAAAAGUGUAAAUGGAUUUAUUUUAGAGAAAUACUGUAGGUGGAGCCACACAGACAAAAAAAAGGAUGAGUUUAUUUUUGUCUUCAAUGUAUAUCUGUGUGAUGAUGACAUUUGCAGAUGUUUUUGUGGGGAGUGUUUUGUCGUUUAUUCACUGUCACACUUUUAUGACCAGUAAACAUUGAUGCCAUCACGUGGCAUUUUAUCAUCUCUCUAUCUCCUUCUGUAAAGUUUACAUUCUAAUAAUGGUUAUGAUCCUGUCUUGGGCAGUCUCUUCUCUUUCUGUCUCUGUAUGCCAUAGCAGAAACAGUGUUUGAAUUUGUUUCCACAUAAUGGACCUUUGCAUUCUAUUAAAAAUCUGCUGAAUAAAAAUAAGCAAACUAAAA